AUGGCGUCAGGAAAGGUGAACCUAAAGACCUUUUGGCGAGCGGCUCGCACGGUCUUCUUCCUGCUCUCCAUGGUAACGUCGCUGCUGAUGCUGUCGGCACCGCUUCUCGUGGCGCUUGGGGACGUGACAACGUCGCUAGUUCUGGCAUCGAGAUGCUACGGGGUCUGGGAGCACAUGGAAAAAUACACUUUCCAAAGCUCUCUCAUGGAUAUUCCCCUUGUCUCCAUCGUCAGAUCUCUUAUAAUUACAUGUGAGACGCUCAUCAUUCUGCGUUGCCUUCAUUGACCAGAAUCAGAAUUUUUCUUUCCCCUCCCUCUCUCGUUUCUUCUCCCUCUGCAGCAAGGGAAGUACUGUGAAGCUGAACUUUCGCUAGAGUAGAGCGCGCAUAUUUUUCUCUCUUCUUCUCACGGAAAAUCACGUAUUGUGCUUUGUGUUGAUUCAAAUAGAGAGACACAUGCACCUUCUUGUUUGGUAGGAAGGUUCGUGGAGUUCGUAUUGUGCGGACUAUGGAAGAAUUCAGUCCAAUCCUUUUUUUUGAGCCAUGUAAUUUUUUUUCUGCUUAUGCUUUUGCGUUUUGCUCAUAUUCAUGAUUGAAUGAGCUAUGUUAAUUCUUAAAGAAUGAUGAGACACGCAUUUUUCGUUUAUUUAUACUGUGUAAUAAAAAUGGAGGAUAUGGCGAGAGAGAUAGAGAGAGAAAGUAGCAACUUCAGUAAUGUGAUAAUUUUUCAGAAAAAAGAUGCCCGAAUUUAUUUUCCUUUUUGUGUCGUACUUUUAAUUUAUGUUGAUAUAUGACAUUUAAAAAUUCUUCUUGUCGUAUAACAUCUAAGAAAACUAUGAAAGCUUUGCUUCUCAAUUUUUGCUUAAUAUGGUCCAUCUGAUAUUUCUUCUUAAUUGACACGAUUAUCUUCGUAAUGGGAUGAAGUACGGUUAAUGUUUUUUUUCCUUCAAGUUGACGACGAAUCAUGGGGUUUUUUCUUAUUUUAUUAUGCUUUCUCUUUAUUUGAAAAUUUAAGCCUUCUCAUGAAACAUCAAAAUAAAUCCAUCUGGUUUCUUACCUGAUUGAUGACGUAAAGAACAUCAGACGUUUGUUUCAUCCAUACAUAAAGAAAUAUUUUUCCUAUUUUUUCUCCCAUUGUAGGUGUUUAUUCAUUGUGCAAUGGACCUGGACUUUCUCAUGGCCCUUAUCUCGGAACGGUUACUCUGUGCUCCUUUGCCUCCAUUAUCAUAUUGUCAGUGAAGGCCUCUGUCUUUUCUUCAAUGUUGGAAUUGGAACCUAAAGAUAUAACUGAAUUGAUGAGGCAGAAGCUGCAUGUGAAGUCUCGGGGGAUGCCUGCCCUCUUUAUUUCUUCUUUGAUAUUUUCUCUUGGUCAUGCUAUGGUUGCUUAUCUUACAAGCUGCAAGGGAAGAAGAAAGUUGCAUUUUCAUCAAAUUGAUCCAGAAGCAGUAAGUUCCGAUUGAUUAUUGUGGUUUGAUUCAGUGAAAUCUAAAUCGUAAUCUCUUUUUUCUCCUACAUAUUAACCGCGUCCUUCUUUUGCAGAUCCUGGCCUGCAGGAAUGCUUUUUCUGGACAAGUGAAGGUCCCUCGGUCUCCCACUCCUUGUCAUAGUAGAAAUUCAAAAGGCAACAAUGAAAUAAAAAGAAAAGGCGUAGGUUUGCAUGAAAGUGAGCUUCCAAGUAGUUUACUUGCAGACGUUGAUAGCAUGUUUGUCACGUGUCAAGGCCUCACUAUUCACUACAAGAUCAGUGUAACUGAAUCUCCCCUUUCACGUUCUCUAUCUUCCUCAUCAUUUCCAGAGUCCAGUCCCAACUCCAGUCCACCUCAUAUUUCUCCAAAGCCUAACACUGAUAGAUUUCUGGCAUUUCCUUCCGGAUUCCCACAUAAUGUGGUAAGGAAUUUUAGCAACCAUCUUCAGACCUCUUCUCUUGAUGCUCCUUUGCUGGAAGAUUUAGCUGCGUCACCCACUUUCUUCUCUGAUGAAAUCUCUACUUCGAGCUCAGAGAACAGUAGUUGUAGUGUAUCUUUGUAUAAUCCUACAAGUUUGGAAAUAGAUGACGUGCAAGGUGGAAAAUUUGCUGUUGUAUUGGUGCAUGGGUUUGGAGGAGGAGUGUUCGCAUGGAGACAUGUGAUGGGUGUGCUUGCUCGACUAGUCGGCUGUAAUGUAGUGGCUUUUGACCGUCCUGGUUGGGGAUUAACAUCUAGACCCCGGAGAAGAGAUUGGGAAGAGAAGGAAUCGCGUAACCCAUAUAAGCUGGAAUCUCAGGUUGUUUGCCAACUUUAAGAAGAAAUUUUUUGCUUUAUGUUCUUUUCCCCAUAUAGAUUUGAAUAAACUUAUUUUUUACAGUAUUCCAUUGUAUGGUCCAUACCUUUUCUAUUUUUUAGAUAAUCAAGUUUUGUUCAUCUCCCUCCAUGACAAGGUUUUUAUUUUCAGCACUUCUUUUCUCCCUUCUCAGCAGUCUUCUCGAUUAACUUCGCUGAGACAUCAUUGAUGAUUGAUAUGUAUUCUGUUUGUAGUUUUCACUCAAUUAAUACGAGUCUAACUACAACUGGUUCUGGAUUUUUUCUUCUUUUGUAGUCUUUUUUCAGAUGAGAUUGCUAUCAUAUCCAAAUUCUGAUUAGUUCCCGUUUCUUUUUUUUUCCACAAUUAAUAGGAGUCUAAAUAUAACUGGUUAUGAGUUUUUUUCUUAUUUAGUAGUCUUUUCUAGAUGCGGUUAUUAUCAUAUCUAAAUUUUGAUUAGUUCCCGUUUCUGAUUCUCGAGAAAACUGAAACCCGUGUUUGUAUCUGCAAAAUACAUGCCCUGGAACCAAUAUGCAUGUUGUUUGCUUUUAUUCAAAUUUAUUCAAUUAUUAUCCCUCUCAUCUAGAAAUAUACUUAACCACGGCCGUGGGAUUCAGCAUGCUGUUUUCUUAAGCCGUAAUCUAGAAAACUCCUGUCGAAUGGGAACAAUUAAUUUAAACUGUGAAGAUGAUGAAGCCAAGGUGCUUGCUGUGACAUUUCAUACGCAUGUAAAGUCCAUGAAUUAAAAUUCGUUUAUGUAUAGAAUAUUUAUCGAUGAUUUUUUACCAAUGCAUUCCAUUCAAUAAGAUUCUAUAAUAAACCCUUCGAGUUUAUUUCAUGUCCAACCUUGAAACCAUUAGCAUCUUCAGUCAAGCAUUUUUAAACCUGGGCUGCAUAUGUAACGAUGCCCUCUUCUGAUCUUUUUUCAUAACGCUUGAUGAAUGAUGUAUUAUUUAUCAAUCGUCAUUAUAUCGUUUUCAUAUCUUUUGAUUUAAGUCAAUAUUAUUUUUGAUGAUGUGAACAGGUUGAUCUACUUCUCUCUUUUUGCUCUGGAUUGGGCCUUUCUUCAGUGGUUCUCGUUGGUCAUGAUGAUGGUGGGAUACUCGUUUUGAAGGCAGCUGAAAAGGCUCGAAGAUUUAGUUCUUUCAGUGUAAGUGAUCUUUAAAUGCACCAGAUUUUAGUCUACCUAGAAAACUGAAAAACUAUUCGCCUAUACAACUAAUACCUUUCAGGUUGGAUAUAACUUCCUAUUCAUUGGCCACUUCCCCCCCCUCCCCCCCCCCCAAUAAUUAGAAACAGAACCAUUGAAUCAAUUUGAAAGGAAAUGAGUCAUUACUUUAGUACCGUGCAAUUUAUAUGGAAAAGCGUAGACUUUUCCUAAUCGACAUCCAAAGUACCUUGUGAUGAUUUUCUCCAUUGGCAUAAAAAAUUGCUGAAUGUUAGCUAUUAAGCAUUUGAAUUUGUUCAAAUAUCGAGUUUUUGAUUUUUUUUUUCUGGAUUCCACUUGGUUUUAACCCCUGCUGACUAGGGCAAGUGUGCCAAGUCCCCUCCCUUCAGUGUGCCCCAUUCACAUUUGGCUGCUGUAUUUUUUUUUUAUCAUUUGCAAAAAAAAAAAAGAUCAACCGGCUAUUUUCUUUUUUUCCCAUCGUUUAUAGAUCUUUAUCUUGCUCCCUUACUGUUUAAAAUUCCGUCAUCAUUCAUGGCUCUUGAAGGGGCCAUUACGGCAAUGCCCCAAGGUGAUGCGUACAAGUAGGGGUGCAUCUCCAUAUAGAUAAAUCAGAUAUGUAUAUUUUUUAUGCGUAUUUAAUGAGCUUUUCUUUUACACAGCCACUUAGGAUUUUGUGAGAAUACGAAUAUUCUCUCGCGUAGAGUUUACUGUGAUUUUAUUUUUUUCCGUCUACAGAAGUUUAAUUUUUUUCUAGCUGCAAACUUUUCAGGUCGAAGUCAAGGGAGUUGUACUUGUGAGUGUUAGUUUGUCAAGAGCAGUUGUUCCUGGAUUUGCCAGGAUCCUCUUGCAUACUUCACUUAGAAAGAAGCAUAUGUUUCGCCCUCUUUUGCGCACAGAAAUUACUCAAGUAAUUAAUCGCCGAGCCUGGCAUGAUGCCACCAAGCUAACCACCGAGGUUCUGAAUGUCUACAAGGUAACAAACUUGUAUCGUCUUCUCAUUGCUAGUGCUUCAAAGAAUGGGAUCAAAAGAUUUUUCAUGCGUGUAAUUAAACACAACAGGGACUCCUUGCGAGAAAGGUCGGAUUUUUUUCCCCCCUAAUGAUUAGAUAGAUGCCUGCAAACUCUCUGUUUUAGAUGCUUCUUUCCUUUGGUUUGCUUGAGACAAAUGUGUGAGCGCCUCUGGGUCUCGUUUUUUAACAAACCUUGUGAUUUGUUUGGGUGCACGAUGCUUCUCACUAAUUUGAUGAUGCCGAGUGCCCACGAUGGGCGAGCUUUGAGAAGCUUUUCUUCCCUUCGUUAUUCUUUGCUUCUCUCUUUCAGGCACCAUUGUACGUGGAGGGAUGGGAGGAAGCGCUCCACGAGAUUGGGCGGCUAUCAUUUUCCACCGUUCUUUCACCGCAAGAUGCCUCAUCAUUGCUGGAGUCGGUCAAGGACCUACCGGUUCUGGUGGUGACAGGAGCCGAUGACGCACUCGUACCGCUCAAAUCAGCUCAACAAAUCGCCUCCAGACUCGUCAACUCCGUAAGUCUACUACGCCUGCCUCGCUGUCCAUUUGCGGGUCUGCAUCACCGCAGCCCAAACCCGGUCAGCCUCGACGGCGAUCACUCUAACCUCCUCCCCUCUCAGUCUUUGGUCCCAAAUCUGAGAAGAGAGUUCCCCCUGCCACGAUGAUCUGAUGCGGAAGAUAAUCCCGUCUUGUUGACCCUCCUGCAGAGGCUUGUUGCGGUCCCCGGGUGCGGGCACCUUCCGCACGAGGAGUGCCCGAAAGCACUGCUUGGAGCCCUGUCGCCGUUCAUUUCAAGCCUGCUCCCCCCGGAUUCACGGCGGCGUCCACUGAUCGAUUGA
Spirodela intermedia is the source of this 5288-nucleotide messenger RNA. NCBI's taxonomy places the organism in Eukaryota, Viridiplantae, Streptophyta, Magnoliopsida, Alismatales, Araceae. The record is from the annotation of a GenBank genome assembly.